GGCGCCAUCUGUUUCUCAGCCUCUGCGACGCCCUCGUCUCUACCUGGGUCGGUAGCCCGGUCUGCACAGCCCAGCGGGGAGGGCAUGGCCCAGCGGGUCGUAGGUCUCCCUCGGCUUUUGCAGAGCCCGGACGGUGUCCGAUCUCGGCAAAGGUGUGCAGCUGGGAGCCUGCUCGUGCGUAGACCAAGGCAGGACCCUGGCGCUUCAGCCCCCCAGUCUCCUUGAGAAUGAAGGUCAUUGCUGUUCUCGCUGUCUUCGUGUCCUGCUGGGCGGUGCCCACCCUCAGCAGCUUCUGGCAGUUUCAGAGGAUGGUCAAACACAUCACAGGCCGGAGCGCCUUCUUCUCCUAUUACGGCUAUGGCUGCUACUGCGGGCUGGGGGGCAAAGGGAUCCCUGUGGAUGACACCGACAGGUGCUGUCUGGCACAUGACUGCUGCUACGAGAAGCUGAAGGAGCUGGGCUGCCAGCCUGUGCUGAACAGCUACCACUUCCGCGUGCUCAACGGCACGGUAAUCUGUAGCUGCGCCCUUGGUCCUGGUGCCAGCUGCCUCUGUGGGCUGAAGGCCUGUGAAUGUGACAAGCGUUCCGUGUACUGCUUCAAAGAGAGCCUGCCCACCUACGAGAAAACCUUCAAGCAGGCCUUCCCUAGUCGGCCACAGUGUGGCAGGCGUAAGGUCCAGUGCUAGGGCUCAUCCUCCCAGAUUUUGGCAGCUGUUCCAGCAUUGCUGUUCAGGGAGGACUUUCCACAUCUCCACCAAGAGGCUCCGGUCCCUGCGGUUCACACUGCAGCAUCCUGGGACUGGCCUUGUGGUGCAACACCUGAC
Messenger RNA from Ochotona princeps (American pika), 824 nucleotides. It is a transcript of the gene PLA2G2C, whose product is annotated as phospholipase A2 group IIC. Lineage: Eukaryota; Metazoa; Chordata; Mammalia; Lagomorpha; Ochotonidae. The coding region runs from base 228 to 686 and encodes 152 amino acids. Gene Ontology annotation, molecular function: calcium ion binding; phospholipid binding; signaling receptor binding. The record is from RefSeq and is a predicted model, not a curated record. The transcript is spliced from 5 exons. Gene Ontology annotation, biological process: lipid catabolic process; positive regulation of fibroblast proliferation; fatty acid biosynthetic process.